AUGACUGCACACUUUGAGUGUCGAGAGUAUCGUAACUUUGCUAAUGAUACAUGUAAUUUUAUACGUACAACAGCUGACUGUGAAAUGGAAAAUGGUUUUAUACCAUAUCUCGUAUUUCUGUUUUGUACUAUAGGUGACAAAUUAGUCGCUCUUGGGCUAACACUAUUAGCUGGUUGGUUAUUUGUACUAUUCAUCGGUCUUGGUGUGACUGCUGAUUCUUAUUUUUGUCCUGCUCUUCGUGUUAUCACUCGAGUUCUUAAAUUAUCAGAAAAUAUUGCAGGUGUAACCUUUCUUGCAUUUGGUAAUGGUGCACCUGAUAUAUUUUCAGCUGUAGCAGCUGUUGGCAGUGCUAAAUCUGGCGAUCUUGGUUUAGCAUUUGGUGCACUUUUUGGUGCUGGUGUAUUUGUAACAACAGUUAUUGUUGGUUCAAUAUCUCUUUUAAAACCGUUUCAUUCCAUUCAACGACCACUAUUACGUGACAUAGUUUUUUUUAUUAUUGCAACAUUCGCUGCUUAUAUUAUAAUGUAUGAUGGAAAAAUUCAUUUAAUGGAAAGUUUAGGUUUUAUAAUAAUAUAUAUUAUUUAUUUAAUUCUUGUAAUUGGUGGACGUCUUAUAAAUCAACGAAGAAAAAAGCGUCAAGCUCUAUUAAAAGCUGCACAAAUCGAAGUAGUAACUAGAACUUCUGCACCUAUAGAAAUAAAUGGACAAACAUCUAUAUGUGUUAAUGAUAUUAAUGGAGACACUCCUGAUCACCAUUAUUCACAAGCUGAUGUUUCAUUUGCAUUAUCGCAUCGCCAUGAAUUUUUACCACGGGAUGAUAUAGCAUGGGCAAAAAGAAGUAUAUUGAAUAAAUUUUUUUCAAUAAUUAAAUUACCUGUUGUACUCAUUCUUCAUCUUACUGUUCCAUUGGUUGAUCAUGAUAAACCGAAAAAUAAUUGGAAUAAAUUUUUGAAUUCAUUUCAUCUUCUUUCAAGCCCAUUGGUAGUGUCAUUUUUAACAAAAUUAGGAUUUAUUAAAAUUGGAAAUGUUUUUCCUGUAUGGGCUGUUGUAGCAGUUGUUGGAGCAAUAUUUUGUAUCGCAUCGUUAAUACUCACUGACCGUCAUACAAAACCAAAGUGUCAUUCGGGUUUUGGUUUUCUUGGCUUUGUGGUAUCUAUAGUAUGGAUUUAUUCAAUUGCACAUGAAAUUAUUAAUUUAUUAACAACAUUUGGCGUUGUCUUUGGUAUCAGUAAUACAAUUCUUGGAUUAACGUUUCUUGCAUGGGGAAAUAGUUUAGGCGAUUGUGUUUCAAAUAUUGCUUCUGCUCGACAAGGUUAUCCAAAUAUGGGCAUAUCAGCUUGUUAUGGUGCUCCCCUUUUAAAUUUUCUUAUGGGACUUGGAAUUCCAUUUACAUAUAUUACCAUAAAAACUGGUACAGCAUUCCCUAUUGAUAAAUCUUUAUUACAAAAUGUAAUGGCUUAUUGUCUCUUUGGAAUUUUAUCCGGUACACUUGUAUUUAUUCCCUUAAAUAAAUUCUUUUUUAGUCGUCGAUUUGGCUCUGUAUUACUUGUAUAUUAUAUUGCAUUUUUGACAGCAGCUAUUCUAAUUGAAACAAAUGUAAUAUGA
Molecule: messenger RNA, 1605 nt
Organism: Rotaria sp. Silwood1
Lineage: Eukaryota; Metazoa; Rotifera; Eurotatoria; Philodinida; Philodinidae
Source: the annotation of a GenBank genome assembly